Molecule: messenger RNA, 2513 nt
Organism: Varanus komodoensis (Komodo dragon)
Lineage: Eukaryota; Metazoa; Chordata; Lepidosauria; Squamata; Varanidae
Gene: EMP2
Product: epithelial membrane protein 2
Exons: 5
Coding region: 148-648 (166 amino acids)
Cellular component (GO): plasma membrane
Source: RefSeq, a predicted model, not a curated record
GCUGCGCUCCGAACGGAUUCAGGACGGACCCGUCAGAGUCUGGGAAGGGCCUGUGCGGCUCCUUCCAACUUGCAUUCCUUCUGCUGUUUGCGCUGGCGUUGUUUCGCUUGCUCUGCCCUCUCCCGAGGCAGCCCGUGCCCCGCAAGGAUGCUGAUCCUCCUGGCGUUCAUCAUCGUCUUCCACAUAACCUCGGCGGCACUCUUGUUCAUCGCCACGAUCGACAGCGCCUGGUGGGUCGCGGGCGGCUUCUACACGGAUGUUUGGUAUCGCUGCAGCAACGUCUCCAACUGCACCGCGCUCGACGAGACCUUCCCGGACUUCUCAGCCUUCCAGGCCAUCCAGGCGACAAUGGUCUUGUCCACCAUUCUCUGCUGCGUGGCCUUCUUCGUCUUCCUCUUCCAACUUUUCCGCCUGAAGCAAGGGGAGAGGUUCAUUCUGACGUCCAUCAUCCAGCUCCUGUCCUGCCUGUGCGUCAUGAUCGCGGCCUCCGUCUACACCGACCGGCAGGAGGAGCUGCACAAAGGCCCGCAGGAGUUCCUGACUGUGACCACGGGCCAGUUCGGCUACUCCUACGUCCUGGCCUGGGUCGCCUUCGCGUUCACCUUGCUCAGCGGCAUCAUGUACCUAAUACUGAGGAAGCGCAAAUGAGAACGGCCGGGGCGGGUCGCAAGCCCCGGGGUUCUGCUCGCAGCGCUGGGAUGCCAGGAACUCUCUUGUAUAUAGUCAGAGUGGUUGUGUACCGCGGUUCUUCUUCGGGCCAUUCCUCGCCGUCCCCCGUGGUGUGAAGCAAUGAGGAUUAUAGGAGGGAGGGAGGGAGGGAGGGAGGGAGAGCAGGUGGACUGUGGCCGCCGAGCCCCCUUGGCCGCCGAGCGCACCCUCCUCGGGCCUUCCCGGGACGUGUGCCCUGCGCAGCCGAGGGGGCUCGCUCUGCCCCGAGAGCCAAACCGCAGCUGCGGGUCUUCCUGCCACCGGGCACAGGAGGGACCCCGGAGGAGGCUCCCCUGGGGCCAGCCAGGCGCCUUCGGCUCUUCCCACCCUGCCCCGGUGCUCCCUCGGGCCAGCAGGCUCUUGGCGCAGCGGCCCUCCGCUCUCCGGGGCCGGGCAGAGGCUGCGUCCCGCUCAAAGCGCGAUCCAGUCCGCCAGCGGGUCGCUGCGCAUCCACGGCUGCAGCAGGCAAAGGCAGGGCGACCCCCACCCAGUCCGCCGCUCCUCUCCGCUUCGGCUUUUCACACCUUCCAGUUAAAACCUCCCCUGCUUUUCUUCUUUUUGAUGUAUAUACGGAACGGUUUGGCACCCCUCUCCGCUUCAAUAAACAUCUCUGGAAGUGGGACCAGGCCAGACUCCUUUGCCGCAGAGCGUAGCAAGCUGGUGUGGACCCACCUCCCCCCACCCCCCGGGGCCCCGGGCCACAGUGGCCAGCAGCGCUCUACCUGGGGGAGAGCCCCACCUCGCCUGCCACUCUGCAGCCCGCAUUUGCCCGGUUCCCACACGCCUCUUUGGGUUCACCGAGUAGCCGCACCGACGCGCUGCGGGGCCUCGGGGACGCCCCCACUUUGCCACCGGCCCGGCGUGCGUCUUGGCAGGCGUGGGCCCCCCAGCGUUGGCCUCAGAAACACUCUUGAAGCGAGCGGCUCCACUUUCACAAGCGAGGCUGUCUGAUAAAACCACCAGCAGGUGGCAAACUUGGAGGAAACGCCGCGUGCGCACCAAGAUCCCGGCUGCUUUUGCUCCGGGAAGGCUGACCUGGCCUGGCCACAAGCAGCUCCCGCUGCGGCAAAGAUGGCUUUGCACAGGUUUUACAAAACCGACGACCAAAAGCAUAAAAGAGACCCUGAACUCCCUCGCGUGGGCAAAAGCUCCGUGUAACUCAGCCGGGCUCCAGAGCGAUCGGGCCGAGGGCUGCCUGGCACAGCUUGCGAGCCGACGGAAGCUGCGGCGGGGGGCGAGUGGACGGGGACCGCCGUGCGGAGGCCUGCCAGAGGGGCAGCCCAGCUCGAGGCACGUGAGCACAGACGAGGGCACGGACCGCCGUCCCGGCUGCCUCCUCCCAGUCCCGUGGCUCUGGUCCUGCCCCGCACGGCUCCUCACGCGGCAUUCUCGGGGAGGAGAGCGUGGUACUGGUGACGCCCUGGCCAGCAGAACCAACUGGUCUGGCUGGGUGAUGCCAGGCUGCACCCGCACUGAUACACAAGCACGCAGGUAUGCAUACGAACACCCGCAGCACUAUCUUCGCUACUUCCGACCUCUGAAUACAAGCAAACACAACAUCCAGGCUGCAUCAUCCUGCGGUCGUUACAAGCCUCUGUUUCACUCUGCCCGACAUACAAGGAGCCUCUUUUCACUCGCGUGCUGCAGUUUUCCAAGACUUCAGAGAAGGGGGAAAUGAUCGAACCGCCUGGAUUUCUCGGACCAGCCUUCCAAGCCCACUUGCUUAACUCUACCAGCCGUGCCUCGGCUGUUCUGUAUUUUAUAUUCCCCCGUUUGCAUAAAUAAAAGUUGCAGCCAGUAUUGUG